AUGACAGCCAAUCAGUGCUCACAACGAAAAUCUUUAGACCGAAAGCCGAACUCAAAGCCGAACUCAAAGCCGAACUCAAAGCCGAACUCAAAGCCGAACUCAAAGCCGAACUCUUUGUCGAAAGCAAUGGAAACGAAGGGUUUGGUCGAUAUCUUCGACGAUUUGAUUGCAUCGGAAAACAGAGCCAAAGAGCAGAAGACUAUUAUAAACUCAUUGAAGACAGAGAUCCGGAAGAAUGAGCAGACAUUGCGUGCAAUGAAGACUUCGUUGAAACAGAUUGAGAGCCAAAUGUGCGAUCAAAUGGCGACAAGUGUUGAGACGACCACUGAAUUGGGUUUCAUUGACAACGAAAACACAAUUCUUUGGCAACAAAUCCAAUGCUUUGAAACCAAAUUAAGACAAUUGACACAAACGAUGGUUCAAAUGAAAGCCAAUCGAAAGCAAGAAAUCGACGAAUUCGUGGAGAAGUGCUUCCAAUUCAGCCGAGAGUACGGAACUAAUGGCUGUCUUCGGAGGCAAACGAUUGAAUGCGAAGAACGAGUCAAACAAUUGAUUGUAUUGAGAGAUGAGUUGCAAACAAAGGUUAAUGACAUCCAAACCAAAGCUACAGAAUUGAAGUCUAUUAUGGAUUUGAAGCAAACAUUAAACGAAGAGAUGAGUCGAUUGAAUGGGAAGAUCAAUGUGUACUCAAAAGAGAACUUAGAUUUGAAACUAUUUGGCAAUCAAUUGAGUAAUCGAUUGAAAGAAUUGACGCAAAAUGAGUGCAUCGACGAAGAGUUUGUUUCGUUGACCAAAGAAUUGCAAUCCAUUGAAGUUAAGCCUAAAUCACCCGAAAUGGACACUCGUUUCACAAAAGCAAAACAACUCGUGUCUCAAGUGAAACAAGAGAAGUGUUUGCAAUCUUUUGCUCACAAAUCCGAGCCUAAGAUUAAAAGCGAAGAAUUUAUUACAAGUGAUUGCGAGACAACACAAGAGUUGCAUAAAAGCGAAAAGAGAGUCAAAACUUUAUGGGAAUUAAAGAGACAUUUGCGCAAAACUGAGUUCAAAACUGAAUAA
This is a messenger RNA of Medioppia subpectinata, 1056 nucleotides long. Lineage: Eukaryota; Metazoa; Arthropoda; Arachnida; Sarcoptiformes; Oppiidae. The record is from the annotation of a GenBank genome assembly.